GUGCAGCGCCCGGGGAGCAGUGGGGGUUAGGUACCUUGCUCAAGGGUACCUCAGCCAUGGACACCGGGACGGGGAAUCGAACCAGCGAUCCACCGGUUACGGGUCCGACACCCUAACCGCUGUCGGUAACUGACGUUACCCUUGCUAUUAAGUAAAGAUGUCGAAGAGAACACAGCCACGCUUCAUCGCAGCUGGCAACGCGACAGCACAGUCGGCUGUUUAGUCAGUUAACAUGUGGGCUACCGUUACACCAAGUUACUUGGAUAAAGUUACAUGGUCAGUAAUGAAUUCUGGCUAUGCUAGCUGGUUAGGUCAGGAAGAGCGCUAGGUAGCUAACAAGCUAACAGUGGCUCCUACGUAAGGUUAACCUCGCAUUAACGUCAAGUUAUGCGAGAAGUUCGACCGAAAGGAUUUCGUUGUCUCACACAGUUCUUUUUUUGUUUUUUUUACCAGAAACGCACGUCUCAUAAAAAUCCACUCAGCCCCACUCAGACUAGCUUGACUAACUUAUCGGCGCGGCGAGCUAAUUUCGCACCCAGUGUAAACCCACAUGGUAUUUUGCUGGAAGACGAAAAUACAUCAAAAUGUAAAGCCAUCGUAGAAAAGCAACCAGAGUUUGCUCACUAUCUGGUCUGUUCGACAAGGUUAUAUAGCAGCUAUAUGCUACGUUAGCACAACAACCAACCCCCAUCAGUACAGGGUAUCUGGCUAACAAGCUAACACUGCUUGAACUUACCUCGCAGGACUGAAACCAACAGCAACUGCCAGCAAGAAUUUGACACACCGGUGUAGCAGUAGUGAUGGGACGAGCGACACUGGUGCGUCAGCACUGUGCCGACUGCACAAGUGUGAAACCCCGUAUCGGUGCGUGGAGAGUUAACUGUUUAUUGUGCCUUUUGGAGUUUUUGCAUUGCUUCUACUCAUGGACCGUUCUAGGAAAUUUUCCCAAGUCUGGAAUAAUUUUGAUCUUUUGACGCCGAAUAAGGUGAAGUGUCGGCUCUGCUCAACUGAAUUGUCUUACAUCAAUAAGAGCACGUCAUCAAUGCUGAGGCAUCAUAGAGCUCGGCAUGGCAAUGAAGAGUCGGCAGACACUCCUGCUGUGAGUACCCCAGUUCCUAACAAGCAAGCGUUGGAUGAGGCUGUGGUCAACAUGAUCAUUAAAGACUGUCAGCCAUUCACCCUUGUCGAAAAUGAGGGAUUCAGGGCGCUCAUGCAGCUUGUUGCACCCUCAUAUGUUCUACCAAGCAGGAAGACCGUCAAGGACUUGGUGGACCAGAAAUAUGAGGAGGAAAAGGAGAAAACAAAAAAGGACCUCCAGAGUGCCAUUGCUGUGACUUUAACAGCUGACAUGUGGACCUCGAUUAAUAUGGAGGCUUAUCUUGCUGUUACUUGCCACUAUGUGGACCAAGACAGCCAUGAAUUGCAUACAUCAGUCUUGGGAGUGCAGCAUUUCUCACAGAAACACACUGCAGAUAACUUGGCCAUGGUUAAAAGGAGCCUUAUGGAGGAGUGGGGCAUAGCAAGCAAGGUCAGGUGUCUUGUCACUGAUGCAGCAGCAAAUAUGAUUUCAUGUGCUCGCAUACUGCAAAUACGGCAAACUAUUUGUAUUGCCCAUUCAAUCAAUUUAAUUGUAAAAAAGUCAUGUGAUCCCAUUAUAACACUGACAGAUAUAUGCAACAAAACACGGCAAAUUGUGACAUACUUAAGAUCAAGCACCACGGCCAAAGAAAAGCUUGCUCAAAUACAGCAACAGCUGGGAACACCAGUGCAUAAAUUAAUAAACGAGGUGCCAACAAGAUGGAACAGCACCUACCACAUGCUGGAGAGAAUGACUGAGCAGAAGGAGGCAGUCUGGGUGUCUUUGGCCUCACUGAGACAUGAUAUUACGCCACUGACUCCUGAAGAAUUUGAUUUAAUUGAAGAGAUGCUCAGGGUGCUCUCUCCAUUUGAACAAGCGACAAGAGAAUUAUCUGAGGAAAAAAGAGUCUCGGGGUCCAAGGUUAUUCCACUGAUCAGAAAGAUCCACAUUGAGCUUCGACAUCAAGCCUCAACGCUAACAAAACCAGCUGCUUAAGAACUGGCAGAAAAUCUUAAAAAGAGGCUAACUGAAUCCAUCUGCAACAUGGAAUCACUCAGUGUGAUGACACUGGCAACACUCUUGGACCCCAAGUUCAAAACAGUCGGGUUCUUUAGUCCACUAAAAGCAACAGAAGCUGUAAAGAGACUGAAAUCGGAGUGUGCCGCUGAAAUGAGGAGCCAUGAGCCUGACCCAGCGGAAGAACUGAGUGCUGCACAUGGAUCAGAACCCAGUUCAGGGCACAAUCUCUGGAGACCUCUUGACAUGGAAGUUCAGGAGAAUAGGAUGAACUGCAAUUCUACAGCAGAUUCCAUUGUUGAAGUACAACGCUACUUGGCGGAAGGAAACACACCCAGAACGCAAGACCCAUUACAAUACUGGAAGAACAACCGGAAAACAUAUCCACACUUAUAUCUACUAGCUCCCAAAUAUCUGUGCACACCAUCUUCAUCAGUUCCCUGUGAACGUGUGUUUUCGAAGGCUGGGGAACUGGUGUCUAAGAGGAGAAAUCGCCUAGGAGCAAAGACCCUUCAAAAACUUUUAUUCCUCAAUAACAAUGUAUGAAUUAAUCCAUUUUCAGUGUGUUAUUUCAUAUGAUUGAACACUUUGGUUAACAAAAUUCCAUACAUAAGCUAAACAUUAUAAUUCUCAAUUUUAUUACAGAUACAUUUGCUAUAUUUUACAUAUUAUUAUAUUAUUAUUUCAAGGCUAAUGUUGGGUUAACAGCAUGCAAUUUUUUUUUCCACCUUUUCACUUUGUUUACCUGCAAUGAUUUUUUUUAUCUACAGCAGAGGUCACUAUUGAGUGACCAACACAGUGUCAAUACAGUGUCAACACAGUUUGUGUAAUGUGUCAAUACACUCCUUGAGGUAUCAUUAUCCCAUCACUACAGCGAGCUGUUACUUGUGUGUUCACCGGGCCGUGACAAAAAAGUGAAGUUCUAAAAAGUGGUCGCAAAUAAAAUUGACCGUAGUGGCUACGUCGCUAACAACAGUGUAUGUAUGGAGCGGUGUUCCUUGAACAUAGAGGCGUGUCUAACAUGAAGGCGGGCUAGUCUCCUCCCAGUCCAAACUAGGAUUGGUCAGAUCUCCAGAAUGAAAACAAAUACAUCGAGGGCAUCGAGCCAGUAACUUUAGUUGGUUACUGUAUAGUCAUGUCCAGUGCAAGUUUAUCUGCACUGCCGUCUCGUUGUUUGCCUGUGGUACAUUAUGUGUAGCUGCUCAUAGAAAUGUUGACAGAUAUGGAUUUGCAAUCUUCUUUGUCACUAUAGGAUAACUUUGUAAAAUGUUUACAUAAUGAACUAAAGGAUAUGACAGGUCUCACACUACAAGUGCAGCAGGAUUGUCAAUUGAAGCAUACAUAUACUGCAACUUUUCUCUGAAUAUCAUACAGACGUGACAGUAAAACUUUGAACUUUGAGAGUGAUUCAGCCAUUUAGCAAUAUCAUCUGGGAUGUGAGCAUGAGAAGUAAAUUUGCCAGACCCCAAAUAAAAUGUAUUCAAAUCAUUCUACACCUCUAAGAAUUACAACAUUACAUUACAAUUCACGGCAAGCAGACAUCUCGAUUAAAUAAACCAUAUACAACCUCUAAAAUAAAAACAGAAUGCAAUGGUUUGCACAUCCUUUUCAUCCUGAAUUCAAUUGAAUAAAAAUACAAAGGCAAGUCAUUUAAUGUCCCAGUUGAUAAAACUUGAAUUGUUGUUUGUGUUAUUGUAAAUGUACACUGAAUUUGAUGCCUUCAACUUGUGUCAUGUGUUUCCAAACACAAAAGUGAUGUUACUCAGCAGUAAACAUGCUCACCGUACCAGCUUUUUUGCUAUGUGUCGCAGACAUCAGAAAUCUUGUCUUUCUCAAUUGAAUAUAGGUUAAAAAGAACUUGCAAAUCCUUUGCACCCUAUUUAUUUUUAUAUUCUACACUGCAUUGAAAAGUUUUUGGAAUAGGCGUUAUACUGCACAGACAGAAAAGAUGCUGACAGGUUUUCCAUGAGCAUGGGGAAAAAGCCGGCAGGUUGUUGGCUCACCAGUUAAGGCCAGCUAAGAUAUGUAGAAACAGUCUCUCAAUCAAAUUCAUUUGCACUGUUUACCUCACCCACUUGCACUAUACUCCACCCUGCACUACCUCACUUUUGGACUACCUCCAGAAAC
Molecule: messenger RNA, 4222 nt
Organism: Scatophagus argus
Lineage: Eukaryota; Metazoa; Chordata; Actinopteri; Scatophagidae
Product: zinc finger BED domain-containing protein 4-like
Exons: 5
Coding region: 923-2074 (383 amino acids)
Molecular function (GO): DNA binding
Source: RefSeq, a predicted model, not a curated record